Cucumis melo (muskmelon) is the source of this 3163-nucleotide messenger RNA. Its product is annotated as pentatricopeptide repeat-containing protein At2g03880, mitochondrial. Bases 714 to 2588 code for a protein of 624 amino acids. The record is from RefSeq and is a predicted model, not a curated record. Gene Ontology annotation, molecular function: protein binding; zinc ion binding; RNA binding. The transcript has a single exon. Gene Ontology annotation, biological process: RNA modification. NCBI's taxonomy places the organism in Eukaryota, Viridiplantae, Streptophyta, Magnoliopsida, Cucurbitales, Cucurbitaceae.
AAAUCCAAAUUUCCCUUUAAACAUACCGUAAGCUUUUGAAUUGGUUGGCAACAACUACAAAACAUGGGUACUCGAAAGUGGCAAUUGUGAAAGAUAAACUCUCUUGUGAUAGUUUCCCCAAUCAAAAGCUUUUUUAACUGACGAGUAGAGAAAAAGAAGGAAUUUUUGGUAUGGAUGAUCGUCUCCUGGGUGGUUUUGUUGAUCGAUAACCCACCCCUUACAAACUCUGUAUGAAAUAUAAUCUUAUGAUUAUGUUACACUAUGGCGGGCGAUUAAUUUUAGAGUGGUCAUCAGUACAAAUCGAUCGAGAAUAACAGAGAGUUGGGCCUUUUGAAAGUACCUCUCGGCGUGAAAGCUGGGCGUUCCAUUGUUCCCGGUCACUGAGUUGCUGUUCUUUCUCCUUUCUCAUUCUAUUUUCAACAUCAGCUUCCACCUCUGCCUUCACUUCCUCCACGAACUUGUCUACCAACAAUUUUAUUUUCCACCACAUUUUCAAUCUCUACUUCUCACCCCCUGUGUUUCCUAUCCCAUUAAUCCCAUUCCACACAAAAACAAUUAUUAUUGUCUUUCUUCCUUUUCACGAAUGAUGCAAUUUGGAGUGAGAAUCCAGCCACAUCCCAUUUUUUUACAAACUUGUGCUUAUCAGCUUCGAAUCUCCUUUUCAUGAAUGAUUUAAAUUUACAUCUUUUGUGUUUUUAAUCCUUCCAAAAGCCAUGCGAAGGGCAACUUCAAUCUUCAACCACGCUCCCGCCAUUUGUUCUGUGUCGGCUCACUCAUUAGUCGACGAGUUCACCAAGUUUUGCUAUCAGAGGGAUCUUCCAAGAGCUAUGAAAGCGAUGGAAGCAAUGCAUAGAAACCGUCUCUCGGCUGAUGCAAUUACUUACUCCGAGCUCAUCAAGUGCUGCCUUGUUCGUGGGGCUGUACAACAAGGUCGGCUUGUUCAUGAGCAUGUUUUCUCAAAUGGGUACGAGCCCAAAACAUUCUUGAUCAAUACUCUGAUUAAUAUGUAUGUAAAAUUCGGCCUCUUGGAUGAAGCCCGGAAUCUGUUCGACGAAAUGCCUGACAGGAAUGUUGUCUCUUGGACGACUAUGAUAUCUGCUUACUCCAAUUCCAAUCUUAAUCACAAGGCGUUGGAGUUUCUGAUAUUGAUGCUUAGAGAAGGUGUUCGACCUAAUAUGUUUACGUAUUCAUCUGUUUUGAGAGCUUGCGAUGGUUUGUUGAAUCUCAGGCAGCUACAUGGUAGCAUAAUGAAGGUGGGUUUGGAAUCUGAUGUCUUUGUAAGGAGUGCUCUGAUCGACACUUACUCAAAAUUGGGUGCACAACAUGAUGCCUUGAAUGUUUUUAACGAAAUGAUUACUGGUGAUUUGGUUGUUUGGAACUCCAUAAUUGGUGGUUUUGCUCAGAACAGUGAUGGGGAUGAAGCUGUAAAUCUUUAUAAGAGAAUGAAGAGAGCUGGUUUUGUAGCUGAUCAGUCUACAUUAACUAGCGUUUUGCGAGCCUGCACUGGGCUAGCGCUCUUAGAGUUGGGAAGGCAAGUCCAUGUCCAUGUUUUGAAGUAUGAUCAGGAUCUAAUCCUUAACAACGCACUUCUUGAUAUGUAUUGCAAAUGUGGCAGUCUAGAAGAUGCAAACCUUCUUUUCAAUAGGAUGAUGACCGAGAAGGAUGUCAUCUCAUGGAGCACUAUGAUUGCAGGAUUAGCUCAAAAUGGCUUCAGUGCAGACGCACUCAAAUUGUUUGAAUCAAUGAAAUCUAAAGGUCCAAAGCCAAAUUACAUCACUAUACUUGGAGUUCUUUUUGCCUGUAGUCAUGCCGGGCUUGUAAAUGAUGGGUGGUACUAUUUUCAAUCUAUGAAGCAGCAUUUUGGGAUUGAUCCUGGAAGAGAGCACUAUGGUUGCAUAAUAGAUCUUCUUGGUAGAGCUGGAAAGCUUGAUGAAGCUGUGAAGUUGAUCCAUGAAAUGAAUCAUGAACCAGAUGCAGUCACGUGGCGAAUCUUGCUUGGUGCUUGCAGAGUUCAUAAGAAUGUGGAUUUAGCCAUAUAUGCUGCUAAAGAAAUCCUGAAACUGGAUCCCGCUGAUGCUGGGACCUACAUAUUAUUAGCGAAUAUUUAUGCCAAUUCCCAGAAAUGGGAAGAUGCUGCAGAAGUUAGGAGGAAGAUGGGAACUAGAGGAGUGAAGAAAGACCCAGGAUGCAGCUGGAUUGAAGUGAGCAAACAAGUUCAUGCUUUUAUAUUGGGAGACAACUCACAUCCAAGAAUAGAAGAGAUAAAGAGGGAGCUAAGCCAAUUAAUUCAAAAAUUAAUGAGAGUGGGUUAUGUCCCAGAUACAAAUUUUGUGCUGCAGGAUCUUGAAGGAGAACAGAUGGAGGAUUCCCUUCAAUACCACAGCGAGAAACUGGCAAUUGUGUUUGGUUUGAUGAGUUUGCCAAAUCAGAAAACCAUUCAUAUAAGGAAGAACCUCAGAAUCUGUGGGGACUGUCAUAUCUUUGCAAAACUUGUUGCACAGUUGGAAAAUCGAGUAAUCGUCAUUCGAGAUCCUAUUCGAUACCAUCAUUUUCGGGGUGGUGUGUGCUCUUGUGGUGAUUACUGGUGACAAGACCUUCAGUCUAUUAUCAGCUAUUUGUAACACACUAAGAGCUUCUUUGGAACGACUCUUUUGCCUUGGAAUAUUCAAGGGUUGUACAAUUCCUCAAAGCUAGUUAAUCAGCCAUGUUAUCGAAGUUUGAUUGUUGUAAUCAAACGCAAUUCGUUAUCGGAGACUUCAUCAGAACUGGGAUCAGCAAUUACUUGACAGCAGCAACAGCAACAGCAAAUCUUGUGAGGCCUCGUUAUUGGUGUGUGAACACUGGAUACUAUUACCAAGAAGUAAGGUAAACACAUAACAAGUGGAGAAAUCCAUAGCCUAAUUGCAAGGAUGACCAUAGCAACAAUUUUCAAAACCCCAGACGAGAAGCUAUUAAGUUCUUCCGACAGUUGGGGACUUUUUUUUUUUUUUUUUUUUUUUUUUUUUUUUUUUUUUUUUUCCUUCUGCCCGAGACCUACUUGCUUAAUGGGGAAUUGGGCUUCUUCAAAUCCAGAUUUGCUCCGGUGAAAUUUUUUUAGAGAAAAUACUCAUUUUGUUAUAAUUUUAAACAAAUAUCUUAAAUUCUCAAGUAAUUUUAGUAAUAA